Molecule: messenger RNA, 1414 nt
Organism: Odontomachus brunneus
Lineage: Eukaryota; Metazoa; Arthropoda; Insecta; Hymenoptera; Formicidae
Product: cyclin-dependent kinase-like 4
Exons: 6
Coding region: 56-1375 (439 amino acids)
Biological process (GO): protein phosphorylation
Cellular component (GO): nucleus
Molecular function (GO): ATP binding; cyclin-dependent protein serine/threonine kinase activity
Source: RefSeq, a predicted model, not a curated record
UCAUGUUACGAUAAUGCCAUUAUAUGAGCAUAUGAAAUUUUGACCGCUUUCGUGAAUGGUUUGCUUGACGAGAAUCGUGCUCGCGCCUGCGCCGAAUCGCCUGGGUUUGAACAAAACUUUCUCUCCUUCUCUUCCUCUCUCUCUUUCGUGGGGUAGCUUGACCCUUGGUCAUCUAUUGGAACAGAGAGACAGUCUAGCCGGUACUCUCUGUCGUGAUACUAUGCUUUUUACGCAACAGUUAACAUCCUUGCCAUGCCUUGCCAAGUAUAAAAAGUCUCGGGCGCCAAGCAAAGCUAUGGAGCGUUACGAACGUUUGGCGCGGCUCGGCGAGGGUAGCUACGGCGUUGUCUUCCAGUGUAGGGACCGGCAAACUGGAAAACUGGUGGCAGUAAAAAAGUUUCAACAGACCGAAGAUGACCCCCUCAUACGUAAGAUCGCGCUACGAGAGAUACGUCUCUUGAAGAAUCUCAAGCAUCCAAAUCUGGUAAAUCUUCUGGAGGUCUUUAGACGAAAAAGGAAGCUACAUCUGGUGUUCGAAUACUGCGAGAACACACUGCUGAACGAGAUGGAAAAAUAUCCUACAGGCUGUCCUGACCUCACGACCAGACAGCUAACCUGGCAAAUUCUGCAGGGCGUAGCUUAUUGUCAUCGCCUAGGAUGCGUUCACAGAGAUGUGAAGCCAGAGAACAUCCUCAUCACCGCCGAAGGCGUGGUGAAGCUGUGCGACUUUGGAUUCGCACGUAUGCUCAGUCCCGGUGAAAACUACACAGAAUAUGUCGCGACUAGAUGGUACAGGGCACCCGAAUUGUUGGUUGGGGAUACGCAGUACGGUACUCCGGUAGACGUGUGGGCGAUCGGUUGCGUGUUUGCCGAAUUGAUACGAGGCGAAGCCUUAUGGCCAGGAAAAUCCGACGUAGACCAAUUGUAUCUGAUAAGAAGAACACUGGGUGAUCUCUUACCGAGACACAUGGCCAUCUUUCAACAAAACGAAUUUUUCGCCGGUAUCACUCUUCCAACACCGCAAACGCUCACACCUCUCCAAGACACGCUACCACAUGGCGAUAACAAUCCUUUACAGCUAGAUUUUCUCAAGAAAUGUUUAGACAAAGAUCCGAACGGAAGGUGGACGUGCGAACAGCUGCUGCGACAUUCUUAUUUUGACAAUUUUCACUACAAAAUGCCGGAUGUCGAAAUGGAAGAGUUUGAAAAAUUGAAAAAGUAUCGAGAGCGGUCUCGAAAUACUAAUUAUAGCCAAAUGGUGUUGCCGCAAUUACCCAAGGCUGGCCCUUCUGUUCAUAGCCAAAGUGAAAAUCGGCCCAAAAGCUCCUCCAUACAUCAACAAAAUUUUGACCACCUACCGACUAUAAGAGGUUAAUCGUUCUCUGUGAUUGUACAUAUAUUUUCUUAAGCUUUU